Messenger RNA from Dermacentor silvarum, 4505 nucleotides. RefSeq names its product membrane metallo-endopeptidase-like 1. The transcript has 4 exons. Gene Ontology annotation, cellular component: plasma membrane. Gene Ontology annotation, molecular function: metalloendopeptidase activity. Gene Ontology annotation, biological process: protein processing. The record is from RefSeq and is a predicted model, not a curated record. The coding region runs from base 1096 to 3111 and encodes 671 amino acids. NCBI's taxonomy places the organism in Eukaryota, Metazoa, Arthropoda, Arachnida, Ixodida, Ixodidae.
GUUUGCGUAGCCAAGGACCUUGCGUCUCAGCUGACGGCUUUGCCCGCUGGAUUUCGGUGAUUGUUGCAGGACUCUUGCCUUCUCUGCACAGCAAAGUACGCUCGAAGAGCUGGUGCAGCCUCAGUAGAAAAGUUGGCUGUUUUCCUGCUGUUUCGUGCGGUUGUGGCGCCGGAGUUUCACCGCUCUGUUGGUUUGCUGUACGUGUUUACACGAAACCUGGGAUGCUGGCAAUUGUGCUGCUCCUUGCUACCAUGAAUGGUUCACCACAGGUUCACCACCAUGUCAGUUGUCCUUACCACAAGGUUGACGUUUGCCUGCCUUGAUCCUCUGAAGAGAACUGCUAUGUACGUGAAGGAACAAGACAGCCGCGCUUUACCAAAAGUCCGGCACCGCAACAGAAAUUUGAGCAGUGCAGUGACGAAGUUGUUUCAUAAUACAGCGCCUCAUGGUGCCAGGUGCUCGAUCUUUGGUGCUUGGUGCUAGAGCAGUGUCUGACCUAAAGGUAUGGGUGAUAUUUGACGUUCAUAGCCCGCCGACAGGAUGUCUGCGAGUUACCAUCGUUGUUCAGCGAGAGUGCUGUGGUCGUGUGUGGAGUGUAAUGGACCGCAGAGUGUUUGAACAGUGUUUGGAGAGAAGCGGAAGCGGGAACAUGGCGCUACACUAAGGGGACGUGGAGUGCCAAAACAGUGUUGCCCUAGCAGUGCUCUUCAGUAGCGUAAGACAAAGGGGUCGUUGCCUCAAAAGACUUAUCUUGUGAAGCGUCUAGAAGGCUUCGACAGAGUUCUUCAAAGGCUCCUGGUCCACCCAACGGGCUUGGUGAAAAAAUCACGUGCCAUUCCACUGCUGUGAAGGUGGAUUACCAGCAAAGCAGUUGAGCACACGACAUAGAGGUGACACAGAACUUAGAUCAAAGGUGUUGUCCGUGAACAAGAGUACCUGUUCCCAAGUCCUGAGAACCAACGAGAGCAGACGGGGCAAUCGGAAGUGCGGGCCAACGCAGGCAGGAGCAGGAGCGUCUGGCAAAGGAGAGCCUUUGACUACGGGCUUAUUGCAGCGGACGCGCUGGUCACAUUUCUUGUGUUGUUCGUUCUUUUAAUGAUAAUAGCUAGAUAUUCCACAAAGAAGACAGGCGAAAGUAUGAGCAAAGAAAAAGAGGAAGGCAAUGAAGUAGGCGAAAUUACAUCGAUGCCAAUGCUACGCAACAACAGCAGCUGCAAAAUUGAAGUGACUGAAAUUCUAACGACAAUAUCUGCGGAAUUAGAUCCCUGUGACGACUUUUACCAAUAUGUAUGUGAUGGAUGGUUGAAGGCACAUUCCAGUGAGCCUACCAGUGUGCUGAACGAGGAGAAGAAAAAAUCAAUCUCCUCUGUGAUCGAGAAACUACGCAACGCUAACGCGCCCACCGGCAACGAAACAGCUUUCGAGAAAGCGGCACGCUUGUUUCAGUCCUGCGUAGCCUUUGUCGACAUAGGUGGUCGCUUUGAACGAGACCUUAAGGAUGACAUCAUCGAUUUCCUGAGCGACCACGGGGCAUCUCUCGCCCCCCAGUCGGCCAUGAAUGCCGCUCAUAUAAUGCUUCAUUUUUCGUUCAACUACCGACUACCCACACUUUUUACCACAAAGAUCAAAACUAGACUCAAUUCAUUCUCUAUGGAGGGAAAUUUUUCCUACAUGCGGCUCUAUAUGCUACCGUAUUUUAAUAGGAGCGAACUGCUUACUGUGGACGCUAUUAGGGAACACCUCACCUGGCUUGGUCUGAGUUACCAGAGCAAGAGUCAACUGGUCACAAAUAUAAAAUCUGUAGAUGACUUCCUGUCCAAUAUUGGCAAGAAUUCUGCUGGUGACUACAGACCAGGAGAGAAAAAUAUGGUGCUGUACCCUUUGAAAGAGUUCGAGAACAGAAUAACAUCUAAAGGUGACGAGGCCUGGAACAGGUACCUAAAUCACACCACGUAUGGACUACUGCCCGGUAGAUACUACGUAAUGCUGCCCCGAUAUUUGGAAUCAUUCCUCAUUCAUGUGUAUCGAAAGGUUAAUAACUACGCCCUGGGCAUUUGGAUAAGCUUUCAAGUCUCUCGACAGUUGAGACAAAUGGUUUCAAACAGUAGCACCACCGAGAGACAGGAGCACUGUUGGAACCUUACAACGCAAGCAGUGCGCACCGCGGCAUACUAUGUACACUAUUGUUCAGCGGUGGCGAAUACCACAAUUUCUCAAGCGCAAGACAUGGUUAGGAGAAUCGAGGAUUCCCUGCGCUCGAAAAUUGCACAGUCAACUUGGUUAGACCAUGAAACGAAACGUAUUGCACUGAACAAGCUGUCGCGCAUGAGGAAAGUAGUUGGGUAUCCAGAAUGCGCAAAGAACAAAGAGUUAUUGAACAAAUUUUAUGAGUCACUUAAUAUUGAGGAGUCUUCUUUUGUGAAAGACUGGCUCAAGGCUUUGAACUUUGAAACUCUGAGGCUACUGCGAUGGCAUGCAGGCCAGCUCUCUACAUUGGACAUCAGUGGAGAUCUGUUAGCUGCACAAGGCUUCUAUUAUCCCUAUAUCAACACCAUGAGCCUAAACGUGAAUCUCCUUGCCUCGCCUUUCUUUGGGGUGAGUCCAGCUAUAGACUACGCGGCAGCGGGACAUUUUGCUGGUCACGAGAUGAUGCAUGCGUAUGAUGUGCUCAGCUGGCGUCGCGAUGACAACAACGUCGAGCGGGAAUGGUGGAGCAACGAAUCAAACGCAGAGUAUGAGAGGCGCGUCGUGCACGUCCGUACUUUCUACAAACCGGGAGAGAGCUACUCGGAACGGCCCGACGACUGGAAUGACUCGGAACUUCUCGCCGACUUCGGUGCACUUCCGGCAGUCUACGCCGCCUACCUCAAAGCUAAAGAUCUGUCUGGGAACGCAUUGGAAAUGAAUGGAUUCCACGGAUUUACCAGUGACCGGCUAUUCUUUAUAUCCAGUUGCUACAAAUUCUGCUCAAUUUUGCAGCCCAGCGACCGGUACCCGAAGUUCCGCGCUAGAUGUAAUGUACCCCUAAAGCACAUGGCAGAGUUCUCGGCAGCCUUCGGGUGUAGCAACGGAACAGCGAUGAAUCCAAGCAAGAAGUUUUCCUUCUGGUGAAUAAGGAUGAUGAUGAUAUGCAAUGGCAGGCUGUGCAAUGCUCCUUAGCUCGCUUGCGGCGCAAUACUUCUUGUAAAAAUCACAAUGCCCAACGGGCUAUUGUUGACCAAGAGAAAAGCAGACAAUAAAUACCGAAGUUAGAAGUCACAGUUCCAGCGAUUGGAACUGCAUAAUUUACCGAGACUUCAUGCCGCGGACCAGUUGUUUGUUAAGAUGUUUCGGAAUUUUCCACACGUCGUGGCACAGCAUGCCAGGUCCGCACCUCUCGAGUCUACCGCGUAAGGCUGAUUACAUCACUAGGGUCAUAUACGAUCAGCUUUCAAAUAAUUUGAGAGCAUCAUUCACACACUUAGGACAGUGACUUUAAAAAUAGCAGAUGUCAUAAACUUGCGUACUAUUGUGAUGCUGAAAUGCCGAGUUUCUGAUAUGUCGCUGUGAUAUUUUAUUAUAAAACGUUUACUGCCAAAUUUUGACAAGAAAGCGUUAAUGAAAUUGAGUUCCGGCCAAAUACUGUAAUAAGGUUGUCUAGUUAGUGUCACAACGCACGUGUUAUAUAUUAUUGCCUACAUCUAGUGCAUUUACAGUAUUCUGAGUUACGUGUACUAAUGAUUGCUGCAGUAAUUUACUAUAAUUUUGUGUUAAUAUAAUUCUGAAGAAGGCAGAGGCCGCUACUUUUUGUUAUUGUUUGAAUGGUGUUUUGCUGACAAAUGCGUCUCAUUCCACCGUGGUCUCAUUCAGAGUACCUUGCUGCCAUUUUCACAAACGUAAAAUGCCUUUCUCGAGUCAACACGUAUGUACUGAAGCAGCUAAAUGUUAAGUUACACCUGCCAACCUAUGAGCUUUAAAAAUCGUAAAAUCUCGCAUCGCGGCACUUAGAGCGGAAGGUUUGAUAGUUGCACUUUCGUUUCUUUAAUGCUUGCGCCGAACCCAGGCCUUUUCAGGGAGACAUAUGCAUUUUCUUAACGAUCAUUUACAUUGAGGCAGAACACAAGGAGCAGCAAGCUUGCAACAGCGGAAAUUGACAAGCAACAUAUUGUUUUAGACCACAGUGACUUUCUCAGCGAAUCUACUUGGGUUGAUUUCGCCUUCUUAAGAAAAUUGUUUAUAUAAACCUCCUCGAAGCAAGUACCCCUGGCGUCGCUUCAGAGUUAGAUUACUUAUAACGCAAAGUUCGAGGACCGAUGAGUGGAUCUUUUUCGCGAACAGAAUUUAUUUUUCGUAGGACUUGAUGGAAACUUGGAAAAUCGUAAAAGUACAUAUUCAUAAAUGUCAAAAAAAUUCGAAAAGGUUGGCAGGUAUGGUUAAGCUGCUAUAGAAUACGUAUGAACUGAAACACUUCAAGUUCAGGUGCUGACUCCGUACUGUACCAAAGCAUUCGCCACAGUAAUGGCACU